AUGCUCAUCAGCUCCGUCAGUAAGUUCUUUUUGUCCACGACUUGACAAUAAAGAUUCAGUCAUGAUAGUUGGUCGUACAAUCUAAGACUCAGAGUCCGCCGGUGACUCCACGUUUUCACUUACGCGCUGUCCGGUUUCUAGGCGCUUCAAAGAACUUCGAUGCGGCCUGAGAUUCUAUACGUACGCUUUUGCCGUGCUGGUUCAAUCGUAGGGCGGGGAGAGCUACAUGGCUCUCAUUACGUCAUCACUUUCGUCCUAUUGGCGGAACGGGCAUACAUUCCUUAGAUGUGCUUUUGAAGCACGCCCUUCACACAUUAAGACCUUUGGCGAACUUUACGCAGAAAUGUUGCGUAUGGCACAAAGGCGUGUUGGUGCAAACACUCUGCUUUUCGCGUUUGCACGUCUGACAAAUCACGCGCAUCCUCCAGGACGCUCUUUCUUUCAUCCUUCCAUCACCACCACCAACUUCGACCGAAAUGGCUGCUCGCAAACAAAAAGUCAUUUUCUUUGAUCUGAUGGGCACAUGCUGCGACUGGCUUACCUCAUUGCUACCAGCACUCCACGAGUGCCCGCCACACUCUUCAUUAACACCAGCGGAGCCGAGGCUUCGAGAGCUCGCUAUCGCGUGGCGCGAAGGCUUUUUCCAAGAGAUACACGCACGGUUCAACCGUGGUGAUCCAAACGAAGAUAUUGAUAUCACCCACCGCCGCGUACUCGACCGCCUUUUGGAAACUAAUGGCAUUGAGUUCGAUACGUGGAACGAGAGCGUCAGAGACAAGCUGGUCCGUCAGUGGCACUUCCAAACCCCUUGGCCAGACGUCCUUCUCGCAUUACAUCAGUUACGGGAGGACGGUAGGUGGUUUCUUGUAGUUCUCGCGAAUGGAACAGCGCGGUUGCAGCUCGAUAUCGCGCAAUCCUCGGGUCUACCAUUCCAUACGCUUCUCUCAUCUGAGCUGCUGGGUUUUACUAAACCGGAUCCUGCAAUCUAUCGGAAAGCGAUGGAUCUGGUACGACUCUCUCCUAAUGACUGCAUCAUGUUAGCCUCCCACCUGUACGACUUGGCCGCGGCAAAGAGCGCAGGCAUGCGUACGAUCUAUAUCCACCGGGACACCGAAGAUACCGAUACAGAAAUUGUCGAUCUGAGAGGCGAACACGCUUACGUCGAUUUAUAUUUCGACGGCAGAGAAAGGGAUCAGCAAUCGGCCCAAGAGGUCGGAUUUCUAGCGGCGGCUGAGUACCUCAUCAGAACUGAACCACGAUCCAAUUGAUCCCACUCUUGGUGUUGCCAUCGCUUCUCGAGAAUGGCACACACUACAUCUAAUGGUCCCCAACUUUUCUACUUGCCAGAAGAUGUGUAUUCAUUCAAGCUGACGUUCGUCUAUCUCAUGGAUGCUCAACCGACCCUGAACCCCGCCAGUCUAUCUACACCAACGCCCCGCACCCUCUCUCUUCUCAUGGGCCUAUACCGCUACUCCGGCUUUCCUCUAAACCAUCUAGUCCAAGCUCUGGAUCUGCACCUUAAUGCACCCUGUCUUCGGAUCCGCCGCUGUUUUGAACGCCUCAACUG
Messenger RNA from Paraphaeosphaeria sporulosa, 1567 nucleotides. Its product is annotated as HAD-like protein. The transcript has a single exon. The record is from RefSeq and is a predicted model, not a curated record. NCBI's taxonomy places the organism in Eukaryota, Fungi, Ascomycota, Dothideomycetes, Pleosporales, Didymosphaeriaceae. Bases 477 to 1268 code for a protein of 263 amino acids.